Molecule: messenger RNA, 925 nt
Organism: Aplosporella prunicola CBS 121167
Lineage: Eukaryota; Fungi; Ascomycota; Dothideomycetes; Botryosphaeriales; Aplosporellaceae
Exons: 3
Coding region: 1-906 (301 amino acids)
Source: RefSeq, a predicted model, not a curated record
AUGCCGUCCGCAAUUCCGACCUUACACCGUGUUCCGUUUAAUAAAACGGACAAAGUUAUCUCGACUCUUGAGAGAGAUGGAGCCAUUAUUCUAACGGAUUUUACAUCUCUGGACGCAGUCAAUAAAGUCAACAGUGAAGUAAAACCCUACCUUGACAAAGACAAGCCGUGGAAUGGCAAACUGUUCCCCCCUGAAACCCGACGCUGCACACGUCUCCUCGGAAGAAGCGAUACCGCGAGAAGGGAGUGGCUUGCAGAUGACCAGCUAUAUACAAUCUUGAAACACUUCCUGUCAAAAACAACCCGCAUCUUCUACGAUUACGUCCCUACUUACCACACAACUUUGCCGAUUCUUUCUACGGCAAGCACGAUUGAUGUCCGUCCCGGCGCCGCCAGCCAACGGUUGCAUCGUGACGAUAAAGUCCACCAUGUCGACCACACUGACAUGACGAAGACGGGGUAUCAGAAAGGCGCAGAUGUUAGCAUCACCAUUCUUAUCCCCGGUGUCGAAUCUACCGUUGAGAAUGGAGCAACGCUGGUCAUUCCCGGAUCUCACUUAUGGGGAGACGAGCGGGCACCCUCGCGCGAUGAAGCUCUCCGAGCUACUAUGGUACCCAGUGAAGCACUGAUGUUCUUGGGUUCGACCUAUCACGCUGGAGGUGCGAAUCAGACGAAGGACCAAAACAGGCCCAUGCAUGGUCUCUUCUUCUGUCGCGGCACGCACCGCGCCGAAGAGAAUGUGUAUCUGGAGUUUCCAGUAGACCAAGUCAAGGGGUGGACAGAAAAAGAGCAAUCGCGCAUAGGGUAUCAGAUCUCGUCGCCAAACCUGGGCUUCAUUGAUUUUGUUAGCCCCAUGCAUAUUAUCAACGGUACAUAUAAUCCGGAUCAUCUUGUUGAUUUGGAUUAAGCGCUUUGUUUUUCUCUUG